AUGGAAAAGCUGGGCGUAAAAAAAGUGGACCCAAAAAUCAUUAAUAUUUCAAGUAAAACGUUUACUCAAGAGGAAAAAGAAUUAUUAGAAAAGGGCUUUAAAUUUACACCAACACCCAACCCCGACAAUCAAAACCUAGAAAAGGAUAUAGAUGAAUUCUGUAGAAAACUGCGUUUAAGAGAAUUUUUUGGACGGGUUGAUAAAAAUGACGAUUGUAUUGUGAGAAAUAAAAAAGGGACGACAAUACAAAAAGGACGUAACAAGGAUUUAGAUGACUAUAUAGAUGUUCUGAAGUCCACAAAAUCAUCUUUGCUAAACAAAAAUCCUGUGAAAAACAAUUUGUGUGUAAAACAUAAAAAAGCUCUACAGGAAUUACAAAAAGAAACGGAAAUUAUCUUCAAAGAAGCGGACAAGGGAGGAGCAAUAGUUUGUAUGGACAAAACAUUCUAUAAAUCCCUAGUUCUUCAACAACUGAGUGAUGAUAAUUUCUACAUCAAAUUGCCUGAUAAUCCUGACAAAACAAUCAUGAGACAGCUCAAACAAUUAUGCAAAAAACAUCAAAAUUUAUUAAAAAAGGAUGAGCUUGACUAUCUAAUAAACUUUGAAAUGAAAACCAGCAACUUUUAUGGACUACCUAAAAUACAUAAAAGCAGUGAUAUUAAAACAGCCAUAGAGGAACAGAACGGAACAUACAUUGCUACUCAAGAACCAACAGAUCUGAAACUUCGACCGAUUGUAGCUGGUCCUGCGUGUCCCACUCAUAGACUGAGUAAUUUUAUAGAUAUACUCUUGAAGGAUCUGUGUGAAAAAGUCCCGAGCUACAUACGAGAUAGCAUGGAUUUUUUAAACAAAAUUCCCGAAAACGUGGAGCCAGAUACACUACUUGUAACCUUUGAUGUGAAGAGUCUAUAUACUAAUAUUCCACAUGAUCUUGGACUAGAAGCCAUAAAAUUUUGGAUUGAAAAGUACCCAGAGUUAAUUCCAAGAAACAUUUCUUCAGAAUUUAUCCUAGACUCAGUUAGAUUUAUACUGGAAAACAACACAUUUCAUUUUGAUGGAGAUUUUUAUAAACAGAUCAAAGGAACCGCCAUGGGGACUAAAAUGGCACCAACAUACAGCAUCCUUGUUAUGGGAUUCUUUGAAGAAACAUUGUAUCAAAAAGUUUCCGAUGAAUUGGGCCAAGAGAUUGGAAAGCAUUUAAGAGAUUAUUGGAAACGAUUUUUAGAUGACUGUUUCCUAUUUUGGAAGAAAUCAGAAGAGGAUUUACAAACACUCUACACGUUACUAAAUUCAAUAAAUCCAAAUCUUCAAUUCACAAUGGAGCACAGUGAUUCCUCUAUUCCUUUCCUUGACGUCAUGGUCACAAAGCAAAACUCACUUAUUUUAACGGAUAUUUUUUUAUAA
Molecule: messenger RNA, 1404 nt
Organism: Saccostrea cuccullata (small rock oyster)
Lineage: Eukaryota; Metazoa; Mollusca; Bivalvia; Ostreida; Ostreidae
Exons: 1
Coding region: 1-1404 (467 amino acids)
Source: RefSeq, a predicted model, not a curated record